GGCCGGACGCCACGGCUCAUGGCCGCUGGCCGUCCUGCGGCCUCCGGCGGUGUGCGGGGCGCCUUGGGCGAGCCUCCCGGUGUGUCUGGGGCCUCCCCCGCCUCCUGGGAACACUGGCCUCCCGACACCUGCCAGGGCAGAGUGAAGGGAGCGACAUUCCUCAGAAAUGGCCUCUGUUCCUUCUCCGGGGGUUUGUUCCCAAGGCGCGUUUUGAAAUGCCCGCCCCUUUGAGGGCGUUUGACAGUGCUUGCUUCAGCCAGUGAUUUCUUGACCCUGUCCAGUAUUCUCUUUCACAGUUGCUCGGCUCCCGCUGUGGACAUGACCCCUUAGCCGGCGUUCUAUGCGUCCCCGUUGAUUGGUGCGUGAUGGAGGCGACUGGGGGGCUUCAGAUGGAUCAGCCAUUGGCCUUUAGUUCCCCGCGUGACCCGCUUCAGACUGAUGGCUCUUUGAAAAAACAUGAGCAGAAUUUUAAACUCCCAGGUGUUAAAAAAGAUAUUGAGAAGCUUUAUGAAGCUGUUCCACAACUUGGUAAUGUGUUUAAGAUUAAGGACAAAAUUGGAGAAGGCACUUUCAGCUCUGUUUAUUUGGCUACAGCACAGUUACAAGUAGGACCUGAAGAAAAAAUUGCUCUGAAACACUUAAUUCCAACAAGUCAUCCUAUAAGAAUUGCAGCUGAGCUUCAGUGUCUAACCGUGGCUGGGGGGCAAGACAAUGUCAUGGGAGUUAAGUACUGCUUUAGGAAAAAUGAUCAUGUGGUUAUUGCUAUGCCGUACCUGGAGCAUGAGUCUUUUUUGGACAUUUUGAAUUCUCUUUCCUUCCAAGAAGUGCGGGAAUAUAUGUUUAAUCUGUUCAAGGCUUUGAAACGCAUUCAUCAGUUUGGUAUUGUUCACCGUGAUGUUAAACCCAGCAAUUUUUUAUAUAAUAGACGUCUGAAAAAGUACGCUUUGGUAGAUUUUGGUUUGGCCCAAGGAACCCAUGAUACAAAAAUAGAGCUUCUCAAGUUUGUCCAGUCUGAAACGCAGCAGGAAAGUUGCACCCAGAACAAGUCUCAUGUAAUAAUGGGAAACAAGAUUUCAUUGAGUGGCCCAGCACCUAAGGAACUGGAUCAGCGGUCCCCCACAAAAACAUCUGUCAAAAGACCCUACACAAAUGCUCAAAUUCAGAGUAAACAAGGGAAAGAUGGAAAGCUUAUAAAACAGUCAAAAACUGUGGACGUACUGUCAAGAAAGUUAGCAACAAAAAAGAAGACUGUUUCCACGAAAGUUAUAAACAGUGGUGUGGUGAGGAAAACUGGCAGUUCUUGCCCAGCCUCCCUGACAUGUGACUGCUAUGCAACAGAUAAAGUGUGCAGUAUUUGCCUUUCAAGGCGUCAGCAGGUUGCACCAAGGGCAGGUACACCAGGAUUCAGAGCACCUGAGGUCUUGACCAAAUGCCCUAAUCAAACUACAGCAAUUGACAUGUGGUCUGCAGGUGUCAUAUUCCUUUCUUUGCUUAGUGGACGAUAUCCAUUUUAUAAAGCAAGUGAUGAUUUAACUGCUUUGGCUCAAAUUAUGACAAUUCGGGGAUCCAGGGAAACUAUCCAGGCUGCUAAAACGUUUGGCAAGUCAAUAUUAUGUAGCAAAGAAGUCCCAGCACAGGACUUGAGAAAACUCUGUGAGAGACUCAGAGGUGUAGAUUCUCAUACCUCCAAACCAACCAGUGCCACACAAAGCCCUACUUCUCCUGACCAGAUCUUCUCAGAGAAGACGGACCAUGUAACACCUUACCUCAUACAGACACCUCCAGCAGAGUCCUCAGGGGAUGGAUUGUGUAAAAGGGACAGAAAUGGCUGCGGAAGUCUUUUUGACGAGUGUGCAACCAAUUUAGAAGGCUGGAAUGAGGUUCCUGAUGAAGCUUAUGAUCUGCUUGAUAAACUUCUCGAUCUAAAUCCAGCUUCAAGAAUAACAGCCGAAGAAGCUUUGUUGCAUCCAUUUUUUAAAGAUAUGAGUUUGUGAUUAUGGAUCUUCAUUUAGUGUUAAUGUUGUGUAUUAGGUAAAAAUGAGUUAUUUGUAAAUAGCCCUUACGUCCUUGUUUACAGUCCAACACAGGACAAGUAAUUUAUUUUAAAAACUUAGUAUUUACUGUCAUGGCAGAUAUAUGAAAUACAGGUUAGAGUUACUUAAAAUGCCUGGGAUAAUUUUUAAACCAACAAAAUAAUCUUCAAGUUCAAUGCACUCAAGUAGAGUCGGAUCUUUAGUGUAUCUGUUUACUUUUCACUGCCAUUUGCAGGCACAGGAACAGUUUUAGCAUAGUACAUGAGCGUGCAAGACAAAGUUGUUAAGCAUAAUAGCAAUUAAUUGAGUUGGAACACAUAGUUUGCUGAGUUCUUACAUGAGCCAUGUAUACUUCGAAAAAAUUAACUUGGUACUGGUGCUCUUAAAAUUUUAUAGUGAAGAUAAUUCCGUUUUGUACAAGCAUAUUAUACCUUUUAAAGAACACUGAGAUGUUGGCCAUGGGGCAGAGUAUCAUUUAAAUUGAAUUUACUCAUUUUUUGAAAGUCAUAGAAACGUUUUUGUCUUAAUUGUGAUGUUUUCUUAAUUUUUCUUCUGACACUUUUUGCUUGAAAAUUAUAUGGUGCUUACUACUUUAUUAGAUGCUACAUGCAUUUAUAGCCAGGAAUUGAUAGCAAUGCGUGUAUGCUGGAUAAGGAAAAACUGUAGGACAAAGAUGAAGAUUGAAAGUCCAGAAUACUUUGUUUUCCUUUUUUCUUUUGUGCAUGUUUUUCACAUGAUCUUAAAAAUAAUUAGGUAGCCCCAGCCCCCCCUCCCCCAAAGGAAAAAAAGAGAGAGAGAGAGAGAGCAAACACAUGGGUUUAUUGGAGAUGUCUGGAGAGCUGUCUGUAUUCCUGACAAAUGGUGUUGACUAAUUCGGUGCUGCUCGGAGAGUGGUUACCACAGCCUUAGUGUUAGAGGAAGAGGGAGAAUGAAGUAAACAAAGUGGAAAAGGGUCUAAGGCUAGGCAGUUAUGUGUUACUCGCAUUGCAAACUGACAGCAUGUCACACAUCAUCUGAAGUCAGGACAGGGAGUGGAUCUGCUGACCAGUUUCCCCUUUCAUAGUCUUAGAAUAUGGAAACAGCUUAGAGACAGAUACAUUUUGUUUGAGCAUUGUUAAGCCAGUGUAUUUACCUGGUCUACUUGGAAAUUAUAGUGUUUAUAUAAGCCAUUACUAUGAAUCUGCUCUCUUAAAUUAUUUAAAAACUUGAAUGUUCUUGAAUUUGCAUGUUCAAUAAAGUUAUCCUUUUAUAUUUUUA
Molecule: messenger RNA, 3290 nt
Organism: Ochotona curzoniae (black-lipped pika)
Lineage: Eukaryota; Metazoa; Chordata; Mammalia; Lagomorpha; Ochotonidae
Gene: CDC7
Product: cell division cycle 7
Exons: 10
Coding region: 366-1994 (542 amino acids)
Biological process (GO): mitotic DNA damage checkpoint signaling; protein phosphorylation
Cellular component (GO): nucleus
Molecular function (GO): protein serine/threonine kinase activity; ATP binding
Source: RefSeq, a predicted model, not a curated record